This is a messenger RNA of Aureobasidium pullulans EXF-150, 740 nucleotides long. RefSeq lists its product as uncharacterized. Bases 28 to 594 code for a protein of 188 amino acids. The record is from RefSeq and is a predicted model, not a curated record. NCBI's taxonomy places the organism in Eukaryota, Fungi, Ascomycota, Dothideomycetes, Dothideales, Saccotheciaceae. The transcript has 2 exons.
CCCGGCCAAAAGACGUGGAUAGAGGGAAUGAGUUUUCUGAGUCCCAAGUUCUUCGUUGGCGUCUCACCCAACCACAAUAGUCCGGAGAUUGGUGACCACAGAAACCAUGACACGGCUGUUGAGUUCAGUUGGAAGAGUGAAGACGGACAGACAUACUACGACGUCGACAUUGAAAAGGGCUUCUCCUCGCCAGUAUGGUGUCAUGGACAAGGACAAGGAUGGGGUACUGGUCAAGGUUGUGUUACAGAUGUCCUCGCCGCAUGCCCAGAGAAGUUCAAGAGCUACAACCCGGAUUCCGGCGUUUACGACCAGUGCCUCGGGACAUUGGAGGCCGACAGCAUCCAAUUCCGCCUUUCUCAGUGCCCUCACACCUACGUCAGAUCCAACGAUGACUGGAACACAAGAACUGUCAGUGGAUCACAUGUACUCAUCUGCACCAUCGCGAGCACACCAGCCACUAGCGAAUUCCAAGCCGUUCAACUCGCCGAAGCCGAAAGAAAGAGGAAUGGUGGUCUGCCCGCGAACGCAGUUCUUCCCAGACGUGCUCUCCCUCAUGGUCACCUCAAGGCCAAGGCUUUCUCGAGACACGCCUAGAUGUCCGACAGCACGUUGAGACACGCCUGGAUGCGUUCAAGUGCCUCCUUGUCGAAGUCGACAGUCCUUUCCUUUUUCCUUUCCUCCUAUCUUUUUCACUUCGUCGAUGGUAAUUCUAAAAGUACAAGUUUUUUUUUUCUGGAGGG